AUGAACUGGAGCAACGGACAGCUUGCCCGCCAUUCACGGAGAAGCUACAACAAAGAUGCGACGAAGCAGAAGCAGUAUUUCGCCCAGGCCAAGCGCCAAAAAGCCACAGAGUCACGCAAGCGGAAGUACAACGCGGAAGAUUUUGUUCCGAGCUAUCUUAAAGACUUACCGGAGAGAUCAGAUGGACCAGUCCAGGAUGCAACGCGGCAUAGGGGAUCAAGACGAAAGAUCUUGACACUACAAAGUGUGCCUGAGACCGUUCAGCAGGUGACGGGUUUUUCAAAAGAUGGCAAACGCUUAGAGAUGGGGACGAGACUGCUUAAUCUUACGGAACAAAAUGACACGAGUAUUGACGCGAUGCGACGCAAGUUAUUACGGCAAAGUGACUGGUCUGGCGUUGAGCUACAAAAACCUGUGAUUAUUCGCUACCCCGAGGCUACCGGAUCAGCGACAAAGAUUCAGCGCCGCAUACCCCAUGAUAAAUUGAAAUCGCCACUUGUCGAGACAUCAAGCAAUCAUAUAUCCACAGAUGCAGUGAUCAAAAUUGCGAGCCAGGAAUACCGCUGGAGCCCGGGUAAUCAUAGCAUCAGGACCUGGCAUUCAAAAGGAAACGUUAAUGGAAUGCCAGAGACACCUGUUGUCAAUCGAGGGUCACUAUACGACAUCUCGUCAUCUGCAUCGAGAAGUUUCAGUAGUUUUGUUCCAGAGUCUCCCUGUGUGGAACGAGUCCUACAGAUUGGAAGAACAAAGACGGGCCAGGAGACGCAGCUACAGAGUGUGUCGCACACGAGCCCGUCCAUAUUUGAUGAAUCUCUGGUCAAGGCUCUUCCUGCGACACAUUAUUUUCAUCCGCAGCCAAUUCGACGCAUGCCUCAAAGCAUCUACACGCGGUUGUCAGGUUCAACAAAGAACGGAGAUGUCGCGUUCGAAGUCCAGCAAUCGAGUCCUCGGCGACUGCAAAGCAAUGCGUCCAGCUUCGUCGCGGUUACGGAAAGCAAGUCUGGAGAGAGUGUCGUACCCGAGACUAUAGAAGGAGACAGCUCAAGCAAGAUAUCCAAUUCGCCACUAGAACGCAGGCAGCCCAGUGCACCCAAUCGCCAGUCGCUUUUCGAGCACAAUCUCGUGCUACCGCCAUGCCGACGUUCACCGCGCGAAUUAACAGAAGCCGUCUAUCAGAUGGAGCAACCCCAACGCUCCGACUCUCUCGCAAGCAGCAUCACCACGCCCGACGUAUACAGGAUAGCCGAGGGAAGUCAUGCGGGCAACCGGCUGUCGGCGCUGCCCUACAGAUGCCCGAAGCCAGCACCCACGAACCUUGGCGACGAGGAUGAGAACAUCAUGUGGAAACGGUUCGUGCUAGGGCCUGGUCACCCUGUCACGGGCGAGGCAGCUGUGCAUUGCAACCCCGACGCCGUGAAUGGCGAGGAAAGCGACAGCCGGAGCAAGCUCGGAGUCAAGACAUCGGCGCUUGAAGCACCGACGCGGAUCGCGAGCAGGCUCGAAAACGCAUCUCCGGUACUGGACACACGGCAGGGUCAAGACCCCACACCGGCGCCGGGUGGGCCAACACCGCCACUGGCCGUCUCCGCGGAGGGUCCGUCUUCUACCAGCAUGAGCUUGUCUAACAAACCCCGGGCGAACAGUGACAAUGAGGGCCCCGUUAAUUUCCGCGAGAAACGGAAUGGGCUUGAAGAAGUGGCCACGAUCCCUGUAACAUUGAAAGACGUAUCGCAGUCUGCAUUUCUGGAGUUGCAGCACAUGGCUUUGAAGCCAGAGUCGACGUUCCACCCGCCCAGCCUGUUUGUGGGCAGGCUGGCGGCCAGCGGCGGUGCUAGCGCUACCGUGGCGGUGGCCAAUGCCAACGUGCCAGAGCAGAGCGGCAUCAUCCCUGCGCCAAAAGCCCCAUCAGCGCGAGUGAUGAGCAGACGACGACGCAAGAGGCGGCGCGAGGCAGGACGACCGGAUAUCAGAGCACUGCCCAACAUACAGGGCGAUCCGAUUGAAUACACGCCAUAA
Akanthomyces muscarius is the source of this 2016-nucleotide messenger RNA. RefSeq lists its product as uncharacterized. The record is from RefSeq and is a predicted model, not a curated record. Lineage: Eukaryota; Fungi; Ascomycota; Sordariomycetes; Hypocreales; Cordycipitaceae. The coding region runs from base 1 to 2016 and encodes 671 amino acids. The transcript has a single exon.